Messenger RNA from Phanerochaete carnosa HHB-10118-sp, 1337 nucleotides. RefSeq lists its product as uncharacterized. Gene Ontology annotation, biological process: regulation of transcription by RNA polymerase II. Lineage: Eukaryota; Fungi; Basidiomycota; Agaricomycetes; Polyporales; Phanerochaetaceae. Bases 622 to 1221 code for a protein of 199 amino acids. Gene Ontology annotation, cellular component: nucleus. The record is from RefSeq and is a predicted model, not a curated record. The transcript is spliced from 5 exons.
AUCUAACGAUGGCGUAAAGGAUCCGGAUGUUGUGACGUGGCCAAGGCUCGCUGUCAUUCGUUCGCACUUAGUCACCGGCAUACGCACACUGCCCCUCGGCUAUCGAGUACGUUAGAGGAGUCUUGGUGCUGCCACGAUGGAAGGAGGGGCUUGAUUUUGGAUAGAGGGAGCACCAGGGUGGUACGCAGACAUGUAUUUGGAGCAACGGUGCACUAAUGUUAGGCUUGCUGACCGGCACAGGACUCGAGCAUGUCACCCCUCGGUCUCUCAUGUCACACCAUUCCAUCAUUCAAGCGACUGUUCCUAGGAUUGAUGAGCAGAGGGGGCCAAUCUUACAUCAUCAGACUACGCUCCAGCGCUACCGAAGGUCUCUGGGGCUGCGCGAGUACAGAAACGGGCCCCAGCGACGCUACGCUGCGCGCAGAGGUUCUGAUUGCUGGAUAAGCAACAGUCCAUUCAGCCAAUGGCGUCUCCGUAUUCCGGUCACGAGACAGACCUCCCCUGAUAUGCACCGCGCGAUGGGUGUGCGAGAAGCGGCUGAAAUCAAGGCUACUCGACGCCGGUGACAGGAGCACUGGCGGCAAGAGCAAAUCGUGGGUCCGCUCGUGCAAAGAGGAAGAGAUGGGAAGGAUUUACUGGUAUAUGAAGAUGUUGAGAUUUCUUGGUCAUCCCGAGGCACCCAUGGUCGGCGAUGCUGACCAUCCCUCGGACUCGUUACCAAGCAUCCGCGAUGUAUUCCCUGACCAGUUCCCAGCACCCAGCGCACAGGCGGCUAGCAUCGAGAACCCCCAGAGCGGAACGCAACAGCCACCACCCGAGGCAGCGCCAUCCUCCGCCCAAGAAGAAGCCUAUGCAAAGCGCAAAUACGUAUGCGAAACCUGCCACAAACGAUUCCUCAGGCCAAGCAGUCUUCGAGCACAUCUUGUCGUUCAUACCGGGGAUAGACCAUACCCUUGUCCGUAUCCCGGGUGCACAAAACGCUUCACGUCCAAGUCUAAUAUGAAGCGCCACCGCCAGACCCACGGCUCCGCGGCAUCAGACGCUGCGCCCGCCGCUGGCCCCUCUACAGCGCCGGGCGCGCUGGACACCGUCGCGGCGCAGGCGUCGUCAUCGUCGUCCACGUCGCCGAGUGCCGGCCACUUUGGCGUGUUGAACCUCGACCAGCUGCAUCCGUCGCACUCGCCAGGCGCUGCUGGCCAGCAGCGAAAUACAAAUCCCUGAGCGCCGCCGUCGAGCGCGGUCGGGCUGUAUUGCGCGAACUGUUUCGUUCCUUUCCUUUCCUAAUUUUGUCGAAGUCGCCGUGUUACGUGUAGAAGCGCUUAUAAUUACGGGGCCCG